This is a messenger RNA of Acromyrmex echinatior (Panamanian leafcutter ant), 1124 nucleotides long. RefSeq lists its product as uncharacterized. Lineage: Eukaryota; Metazoa; Arthropoda; Insecta; Hymenoptera; Formicidae. The record is from RefSeq and is a predicted model, not a curated record.
AUAAUUACAUAAUAUAAAAAUUUAAUAUUCAUUGUUUAGAGCUUUCUUCUACUGCCAAUCAAGUGGUUUGAAGUUUCAAAAUACGUAGCAAAGGCAUCUCUAAUUUGUACAGCCUCAACGUUCCUUCGUACACUGCAAUUACGUAUAUUUUCAAUUCCAGUUGACAUUACAUUUCGGUCAUUAUCACUUAAAACAGAAUACAUUCUUUCCGAUGGCAUGAUUGAAAUUCACAUUUCAUUAUAAAAUUAUGUAUGGCCGUUGCAGCUUGAACGAUUAAUUUGGAUUUCAUCGAUAUGCGAGCAACAAUUAGCCGACGAAAAAUUCGUCAUCCACUAAUAACCCAAACGCACAUUCGACUGUUCUCCGUGCCUGACUUAAUCUGUAAUUAAAAAUUUUCUUCAUAAGUUUUCUUCAUAAUUUUCUUCAUAGUUAAGUUCCCACUCCGAGAGUAUGGCUGCAUAUAAGAUGUUAGUGGAAAUGCCUCGUCCUCUAGUAAGACAUAUGGAAAUUUGAAUCCGCUACCAUCCAAAUGAAGUAAAUUUGUAUUUAAUAGUCAAGCACUGCUAGCAAAUACACUUGCAUCGCUACGUCUUCCUUCUGCUCCAAUGUCCACGAAGUUGAAGCAACAUUUUGCAUCACUCACAGCUAAUUGCAGAAAAACUGUAUCCUUCAAGACCUCCCACAAUGCAGUGCAACUCUCUCUUACGAUUUUGGAUGCUGUAUUGAGGGCAAUACGAAAUGCAUAUGCUAAACUGAAUGAGAUGCUAAACUGUCACCGGAUGCUAAUCAGCGAAAAGUCAACUGCAAUUUUGUACGAGAACGAAGAUCUCAGGAAAAGCAAACGAAAUGGAGCUAGCGACCCUAAGGUAGAACGCCUCAAAGAACUCCUUCGCAGUAUAUCUCAGCCUUCAGGUUCGCUGCCUGGUUAUCGAAAAAAAUUGAAAUGACUCACGUUGUCAAGAUCAUGACUCUGAGUGAUCAUCGAGCAGUUUCAGCAAGCGAUCGUUACUCACUAAAAAAAUAUUAAAAUUAAAAUGAACAAUUCACCUCCGCUGACUUUUUUUACCCUUCCACACAUUACGAAGGUCAUCAUACCGAACAACCUUCGGAAGGUUGUAGCAGUA